ACGGCACGUUUUCUGGGAAAAUCGCUAGCGAAACUGCAUUGUACUCUUUAUCAAAUGUCUUUAGCGCCUUUCGCAGAAGAGGUGUUGCGUAGAAACGGUGUCACGGAAAUUUGCGAAUAGAGCUGACACAAGGCAAAAAUCAAUUACAGAGAGUCACGAGCUUGGAUUUAAUAAUGAAAAUAGUACUAUCUUUAUUGGUUAUCACAUUGCUGGGCAGGCAAUAUGCACUAGCCGAUCAUGGAGUGGAAGAGUUCGACGAUACCGCACGAUAUGCAAUCGAAGGUAGGGUGUAUCCGCCCGAAUUGUAUGGAGGAGAUCCGGAUCUUGCCUGGCAGCUAGAUACACAAAUAUCCAUCAACGGUGGUGAAUACAAGGGAUUUCUUCGUGAAGACGGCAGCUUUCUGAUUAGCUCAGUGCCAUCAGGUAGCUAUGUGGUCGAGAUCGUAAACCCCGACUAUUUCUACGAACCCGUGAGGGUAGAAAUCAAUCCAAAAGGAAAGUUUCGGGCUCGUAAACUGAAUUACGUUCAGCCAUCUCAAGUGCUGCAGCUGCCCUAUCCCUUGAAGUUGAAGGCGCUUACUCGAUUCCGGUACUUCCAGCAACGGGAGCAAUGGAAGAUAACUGAUUUUCUGUUUAAUCCGAUGGUGUUAAUGAUGAUUCUUCCUCUGGGUAUCAUGCUCAUUCUGCCGAAAAUCAUGAGCGAUCCAGAGACGAAGAAGGAAAUGGAAAAUUUGAACUUAUCAAAGAUGACGAAUGAUUUGCCUGAAUUCAGUGAAAUGCUAACGUCCUACUUCACGAGCGGUUCUGCGGCUGCCGCUGCAGCCAAAGCGGGAAAAGACAAAGACAAAGCCAAACCAAAGCAAAGCAAAAAGAAAAAUUAAUAAUCCAUGUAUCGAGCAAGCUAAUGUCAAUGCUCGUUGCUACAAAUAAAUUUGACAAAUUUAUAGAUAGUGUAA
Molecule: messenger RNA, 956 nt
Organism: Anopheles gambiae (African malaria mosquito)
Lineage: Eukaryota; Metazoa; Arthropoda; Insecta; Diptera; Culicidae
Gene: EMC7
Product: ER membrane protein complex subunit 7 homolog
Exons: 2
Coding region: 174-881 (235 amino acids)
Cellular component (GO): EMC complex
Molecular function (GO): carbohydrate binding
Source: RefSeq, a predicted model, not a curated record